Molecule: messenger RNA, 1597 nt
Organism: Protopterus annectens (West African lungfish)
Lineage: Eukaryota; Metazoa; Chordata; Ceratodontiformes; Protopteridae
Product: transmembrane protein 229B-like
Exons: 2
Coding region: 353-1045 (230 amino acids)
Source: RefSeq, a predicted model, not a curated record
CUGUCCAGGUAAAGCAUCGGUACUUACUGCUUUAUGAGGGCUACUAUCCUCAAAAACCUUCUAAAAUUAAACCGAAGUAAAUAAAGCAAGUUAAUUUAUGUUUAUCAUGCCUUCAGUUAAGACAAGCAGUAGCUCCGGUUGCCACCCUCUAAAUAACAGUGUAACAAAGUACCAGCACUUUUUCUUUGCGGCUGUCAAAUGUACGUGAAGUAACUGUUACAGGAUUAGCACUUAAUGUUUGUUCAUAUGAGUUCUUGGAAACACUUUCAAGAUUUCACAAGGAAAUUUACCGGCAGCACCUGUCACUCAACUACACAGUGGAAGCGCUGAAAUCACGUGGUGUUUUGUUUACAUGUGCCUGCUGGAAGUGUGGAUGGGAUUAGAGCCGGUGGAAAAGAAGGGAAGCCACUUUGUACAGUGUGACAAAGGUUCGAUAAGGCCCGUCAGCGGCGAAAUGAAGGCAGCUAGCAGGGACCUUCUAAAAAUCACUCACAACAGUUCCGAGCGCUUGAAGAGAAUUUUGAAAAAGAUGGGAUCUUCUGCUGAGCCUUUAAGUCCAUUGUCUCGUUGGUACAUCUAUGCUAUCCAUGGUUACUUCUGUGAGGUUAUGUUUACAGCUGCCUGGGAAUUUGCCGUAAAUUUUAACUGGAAAUUUCCUGGUGUCACCAGUGUAUGGGCCCUUUUUAUUUAUGGUACAUCCAUCAUGGUCAUUGAGAAGAUGUAUAUUUUCUUAAAAGAUAAGUGCCGUACUCUGACUCGAUGUGUAUUGUACACUCUAUGGGCAUAUGCGUGGGAAUUUUCCACAGGAUUCAUAUUGCGACAAUUCAAUGCCUGCCCUUGGGACUACUCUUCUUUUGAUUAUGACUUUAUGGGAUUAAUAACCCUAGAAUAUGCAAUUCCAUGGUUUUGUGGUUCUCUUUUUGUAGAGAAAAUGGUAAUCAGGAAUACUCUUCGCUUAAGAUAUGAUGAAAAUGGAGAUGUGAGCUCUCCAAGCGCUGCAUUCAGGGCUGUAAUUGAAUGCCUGAAGUCUAAAAAGACCAAAUGAUGACAUUCUUACAAACUGAGUACCGACCUGUAGAUAAAAGGUGAUUUUGAGUAAUCAUUCGUUUACACUUUCAUUUUCAUUUUCUCAACUUCUGUAAUUGUUUUGUUGAUACCUUUAUCAUUAUGGAUGCAUUUUUAUUCUGCAUUCAGUGAGUUUCUGGUGUUUGAAACAGAAUUCUUAGGUCAUCUCAUAGCCUGGAAGUUGUUAUUAAUACAAAAUGAAUUUAUUUUAUUGUCUGUUAAUAGUGAUGUAGGUAUCUUAAUAUGGAUUAUUGGAUAGAGCUGUGUAUUUCUUUGCAGGUAACAAUGUUAAAUCAAAAUAAGUUCAGAUUUUAAGUUGGACAAACAUGUUAGUGUAAUUUUCUCAUGAUUAUUUGUGAUAAGCAAAUUCAAAGAAUGGCAUUGCCAUAUCAUUGCUUAAAAAUCAAGGGCUGAGUUUCUGUGGAGCAAGAAUUGAUAUUUAUUAUGUUGGUUAUAUAUUUCUUAAAGGGCUACAUUUGAAAAUAGGAUUUAUAAGGAUUGUGGACCAAUAAAUACACAGCUUAUGGCAACU